This is a messenger RNA of Echinops telfairi (small Madagascar hedgehog), 1761 nucleotides long. RefSeq names its product purinergic receptor P2Y12 (gene P2RY12). The record is from RefSeq and is a predicted model, not a curated record. Gene Ontology annotation, biological process: G protein-coupled receptor signaling pathway; blood coagulation. Bases 85 to 1104 code for a protein of 339 amino acids. Gene Ontology annotation, cellular component: membrane. Gene Ontology annotation, molecular function: G protein-coupled purinergic nucleotide receptor activity. Lineage: Eukaryota; Metazoa; Chordata; Mammalia; Afrosoricida; Tenrecidae. The transcript is spliced from 2 exons.
AGAAGACUUCAGCUGCCAGCCUGCAGUACAUUUACUGGAUACAUUCAGAUCCUUCAGGAUCCAGCAGCUCCAGAGCAGGCCGACAUGGACAACGUCACAGCGGGGGCGGCAGCGGGGAACAGCAGUCUGUGUGCCCGACACGACAAGAUCACCCACGUCCUCUUCCCACUGCUCUACACGGUCCUGUUCUUCACCGGCCUCGUCACCAACAGCCUGGCCAUGAGGAUUUUCUUUCAGAUCCGGAGCAAGUCCAACUUCAUCAUCUUUCUCAAGAACACGGUCAUUUCCGACCUUCUCAUGAUCCUGACUUUUCCGUUCAAGAUCCUGAGUGACGCGGAACUGGGGUCGUUGCGAGCUCUCGUGUGCCAGGUUACCUCCGUUGUCUUCUACUUCACCAUGUACAUCAGCAUCUCCUUCCUGGGGCUGAUCACGGUCGAUCGCUACCAGAAGACCACCCGGCCGUUUACAACGGCCAGCUCCAGUAGGCUCCUGGGGGCGAAGGUUCUCUCUGGGGUCAUCUGGGCCUUCAUGUUCUUCCUCGCCCUGCCCAACAUGAUCCUGACCAACAGGAAGCCCACGGACGCCAGCGUGAAGAAAUGCUCUUUCCUCAAAUCCGAGUUUGGCCUGGUCUGGCAUGAAAUCGUCAAUUACAUCUGCCAAGUCAUCUUCUGGAUUAACUUCUUAAUCAUCGUGGUGUGCUACACGCUCAUUACCAAGGAGCUGUACAGAUCGUAUGUGAGAGCGAGGGGAGCGGGCAAAGUGCCCAGGAAGCGGGUGAACAUCAGAGUGUUCAUCAUCAUCGCCGUGUUUUUUGUUUGCUUCGUGCCUUUCCAUUUCGCCCGGAUUCCCUACACCCUGAGCCAGACCCGGGAGGUCUUUGACUGCUCGGCCGAGAACACGCUGUUCUACGUGAAGGAGAGCACCCUGUGGCUAACUUCCCUGAACGCCUGCCUUGAUCCCUUCAUCUACUUCUUCCUCUGCAAGUCCUUCAGAAACUCCCUGAUGAGUAUGCUGAGAUGCUCCAAGCCGGUGACCCCGCCAGACCAGGGGACCAGGAACAAAGGCCAGAACGGAAGCGACCCAUCUGAAGAAACCCCCCUGUGAGCAGGAACACGAAGGAGAGGAUCCCCCGUCUUCGUGGUCUGAACGCCUACCAGGAAAGCGCUCCACCCGGUGGUCCACGCCGGCUGAGAAGUGGUUGAUCCCUUUGAUGUCAAGCCGCCAGCGAUGGGUAGCUGCGUGGACCACCACCCUGCAUCUGCCAGUGCGGGGUUGAGUGGGAAAAGGGCACAGCACGCAUGAUGGGCGGUGGUGUGUUCACAGAAUGGACAGCCAUGCACUAACACAGACUGCAAUGCUUUUGAUACGUUACUGACCAGACAGCCUCUUUGGAAAAGAACAAAAAAGAAUUAACUAAGAGAGAACGAUCAGUCUGAUACGGUCUUUUGAAAACGAAUGACAGCCGAGGUAUAGACAUCCUGAUCUUAGUCCCUCAGUGAAAUACCGAUCUGUCGUGAGACUUAUGAAAAUUUAUGUAAGUGAAGCCCACAAAGAAUCACCGCUCACUUUUAAUGCAAACCCCGUGGUUCUUGUUGCUGUUGUUUGGUGCCACUGAGCCAAGUCUCACUGUUAGAGUAGCCACGGUGCCACGUGCCACAGCAGUACUGCCCCGGCGCGUCUUCUGGGAAGUGAUCUCUCUAGACCAGUGGUUCUCAGCCUUCCUCAUGCCACGACCCUUUCAUAUGUUCCUCAUAUUGUGGU